Molecule: messenger RNA, 17238 nt
Organism: Podarcis lilfordi (Lilford's wall lizard)
Lineage: Eukaryota; Metazoa; Chordata; Lepidosauria; Squamata; Lacertidae
Source: the annotation of a GenBank genome assembly
UAUUAUUAAGAACCGAAAGAAGCGGUUGGAAAUGCAUGGGGAAAUCGUGCCGCGAAUUAGGGCAUCGCAUCGCAAUUGGUGGUAGUGGGGAGAGAUUCAUUGGUUCCCCGCGUCCCCCGACAGAGACCCCCGGCGAUUUGCAAGCGCUCCCUGCGGAGAGGCGAAAGUUUUUUGGAAGAAGAAGGCACAAGCCUGAGCUGUACAGCUGCUCUAUGUAAGCAAGGCUCCCUUGCCCUGCCCAGGACAGGCGGGGCGCUGUCCCUUUAAGGAGGAGGGUGCCUGGCAAGGCGGUGGGUGGCUGUUUUGCGCGCUCUCUCCGGGCCUGAUCAGCCGCCUCCCUUCGCCGGGAUCCGUCGGCCGCUUGGGCUGCCAGCCGUGGGAAGCCGGCGCAGCCCCUCCGCGGCCAUGCUCCGGCUAGGCCGGCCGUGCGCUCUGCACGCGCUCUGCCCCGGCGGGCUGCUGCAGGUCUGCAGCAGGAGCGCCGCCUCCGGGGAAGCGGUAACCAGCAGCCUCCCGAUCGGCCAGGUGCAGCCCAGCCCGGGAGUCGAGAAGCGGGCGCCGCGCAGGACGCACAGGAGGCUCCUGCGGGAAGCGCUGCUGCUCCUGCUGCAGCAGCAGCCGCCAAGCCCCGGGCGCUUCUGGAUCCCGGCCGCCGGGGCUGAUCUGCGCCGCGGAAGAGAGGGCGACCCGUUGCUGCUGCUGCUGACAUAUCCUCUGCCACAGGCAGAAGGGGAGGCGGGCGGCCCCCGUCAGCUGCUCUCCGAGAUCACCCUGUAUGCGGUCGGGGGCAGCGGAAGAGGCAACGGCGGCGGCCUCGGGUCCAGGAAGGUGGGUGAGUCAGCAGCCACCUCGCGCGCUGUGGAUGGUUAAAACGCGGGAGAAACCGUAUUUAAAUAGGAUCCCCCGCAAACGUGGCCAAGAGUUCCACUGAGCACGAGCAGAGUGUCCUUUCCUAGGAUCCAAGACCAGCAGAGGCCUGGUUUAAGGCCUAGGCACAUCUCUCGCUCUCUCUCUGCAGGGCCUUUUCUGCCGUGGCUCCCCAUUUGUGGAAUGCUGUCCCCAGUGAAUGCUCUCACCUGCAGCCUUCACUACAUAUAUUUAGGCGCCUCUAUAACCAGGCCCUCCGGCCUUUUAAAUGUGCUUGUGGGAGCGGGUUAUUGGUUUUGUUUGACCUUAAGUAUUCUGCCAUUUCAUUUUGUCUUUUUAUGCUGUAAAACUGCCUUGUGAACUUUGGAUGAAGGGCGAUAUAUCCAUUCAGUGCCAGAUUUACAUAUAAGCUAAACAAGCUAUAGCUUAGGGCCCCACUCUUGGGGGGACUGCAAAAAAAUUGAAGGAAAAAACUGGAUGUACGUUUCCAAAAUAUAAGAUCAAAUAAAAUAAAACCAACAUACAGCAACAGUGUUUUGUGUUGUGUAGGCUCCUAUGAUGUAAGUAAUGGGCCCUGCCUGCUAGCCUGCUCCCUAAAAUAUCACUGGUUUGCUCAUUUCGAUAUAUAGGGCGCCUACAUUCUGCAUGGACUUUGCAUUCUGCAUGGACUUAUCAACAAUUACUUUGACAAAAUACAUAUUUUGUUAUGUACAAAUGGCUGUAGAUACCUAUUAGGUUCAAAAAUUACCAUAUAGCAUAUAUUCAACACUAAAAACCAGCGACAAUUUGUUGUUGACAAAGGACAGCUGGACAUACAAAGGGCCCCAUUACCUUCAGUAGCUUAGGUCCUCAUCAAACCUAAAUCCGGCCCUGUAUGCAUUUAAUUAAUAAUGAUGACGAUACUAAUAUUUGCAGUACUGUUGCCGGAUUUAGUGGCUGGGAAAUGUAGGCCUGCCCUCUGAUUCAUAAAGGCACUAAGAAUCUACAUAGAAGUACUGCAUAUAUUGUUAACCCAGUCUGUGGGUGGGCGGUCUGUGGACAUUCAGACUGCUACUCCCAUGGUCCCCGGCCAUUGCCCCUUCUGGCUGGGGCUGAUGGGAGUUGGAGUCUAGCAACAUCAGGAAGUCCAGGCAUUGCACAGGCCUCUUGCACAACAUUCCUUAGGGCAUGAGGGAGGCUGAGGCUUGCAGCAGGCCAGGUGCUUAAUAGCAAAACUUUGACUUGCGCUGACAGUUCACCCUGGUGACUGCUCUCUGGUGUACUAGCUCUGUUAUUUCUUCAUAUCCAUCAGAACCAGCACUUGUCUGUCUUAUUUUUAUUAUCUGUAUUACUUGCAUAUUAAUGUUAUUACUUGUAUAUCUCCUGCCUUCCCAUUGCAGAGCAAAGCCUGAGGCGGCUUUCAUCUAACAUGUUAAAAACAGCAUAUGAUGCACUUUUAAAAAAAAAAGGAUCAAGCAAGGCGGUGGUGGCAGCAUUAAAAUACAAAUUUGAUGGUGGUGAUAUCUGAAAACAAUAUCCAGCUGAAGAGCUUGUGAAACAAAUUUUUUUUUUGCAUGGUGACAAAAUGCCAUUGAUGAGGCAAAGUAGAUAUUGUGGGGUGGGGAGGCCCAAAGCCUGAAUGCAACUACUAAUAAUUGAAGUUCCGAAAGUCAUGGGAGCAGAGAAGAGACUUCUCCGGUUGUAUGAGAGGAAGGGAAGAUAUCUCAGCCCUAAAUAGUUAGGGCUUCUGUGCUCUUUGCCUCUCUGUUGCCUAUAUGCCUGUCCUGUUGUAUCAGUCUGUUCUUCUCAUUCAGCUGCUUCCUUUCACUCUGUUGCUCUGCUUCUGUACAGCAUCUGGAAACCAUUGGUGCUAAAAGUUAAAUAACAAUGGCCAGGUGCCAUGUAAAAUUAUGUCAUUGAGCACUGGCUUCAUUAAUCCAGAAUCAUUACAUGGACGUCUGCAGGAUUUUUCUUAAGAGAGGGCCAAAGUAAAAUGCUGAAAGGGGGAGCCAGCUAAUUUCCCACAAAUAAUUAGAGGAAUAGUGUCUGUAUAUUUUGUCGCAUAUUUUAGGUUUUGCAAUGUUAGACACUUACUUUUAAAAUGGGGGGCGGGGAAGGAAUUUGGGGGUUGUGGUUCGUCUAGGGAGGAGGGGCAAUUGCCUGGCUGGUCAUCACUCACCCUUCACCCUAUUUAGUCAUCCAAGAAUCAUUACCUUUUAUUGGUACUUUGACUUGGUAGCUAAUUGGUAGCCAUUGCAGAUCCCUCAGCACCAGCAUUAUGCAUGUAUGGUAGGAGAUGACACUAUGAUGAUGAUGAUGAUGAUAUAUUACUUAUACUCCACCCAUCUGGCUGGGCCUCCCCAGCCACUCUGGGCAGCUCCCAACAUAAUAUUAAAAACACAAUAAAACAUCAAACAAUUAAAUACUUCCCUAAACAGGGCUGCAUUCAGAUGUCUUCUAAAAGUCAGAUAGUUGUUUAUUUCCUUGACAUCUGAUGGGAGGGCGUUCCACAGGGCAGGUGCCACUACCAAGAAGGCCCUCUGCCUGGUUCCCUGUAACCUCACUUCUUGCAGUGAAGGAACUGCCAGAAGGCCCUCGGAGCUGGACCUCAGUGUUUGGGCUGAGCGAUGGGGGUGGAGACACUCCUUCAGGUAUACUGGGCCAAGGCCGUUUAGGGAUUUAAAGUCAGCACCAACACUUUGAAUUGUGCUCGGAAACGUGCUGGCAGCCAAUGAAGAUCUUUCAGGACCGGUGUUAUAUGGUCUCGACUGUGUUGUAGCUGCCACUGAUUUUGUUGUGACUUGGGUUUUUUCUAGAUUUGCAGUGUUAAUCAUAUCACACCUUCCAAAAUGUUUAGCAUGGCAUAGUGAGAGCUGGAAGGCCAGGGGUCAAAUCCACACUCAGCUAUAUGUUCACUGAGUGAUCAGUCACCAACUCUGUCUUGUUUAGCAAAAAGUAUUCAGCACUGAAUUAAACACGGGGAUUGAGAGUUGUAGAGACUUCUGCUGUAAGUUAUCGCACGUGUUGACAUUAGGUCAGUUGUGCAAAAGAGAGUGAUCUUAUUUUUACUUCAUAUGAAAUGUAUUUCUCAGAUUAGUUGUGUGUGUGUGAAGCGCAUGUGCGUGUGUGGCAGUAUGUGAAUCGUGGCCUUAUUUUCAAAAAUAAUCUCACCUAGCACAGCAUCCUUUUGUCACGGGCUGACCAGAUACCUGUGGGAAGCCUGGAAGCUGGACAUGGAUGCAACAGCACUUUGGACACCUGUGAUUCUCAGCAACUGGUAUUCAGAAACAUACUGCCUCCAACACUAGAGGAGGAACACCGUUAACAGGACUAGUAGCUUUUCCUCCAUGUUCAGUCCUCUGUUAAAAACAUCCAAGUUGGUGGCCAUCAGUGCCCCCUCUAGGAGCAAGUUCCAUAGUUUUACUAUGAGCUGCAUGAAUGAAGUGUUUUCUUUUAUGUGGCACGAAUCUUCCAAAAUUCCGCUUGAUUGGAUGUUUGUUCAGUUCUAUCUAGCAUUUUGGGAAAGGAGGGGGAUAUCUAUCCAUUUUCUCCGUGCCAUGUAUAAUUUUAUAAACUUCUAUCAUGUCACAUUUUCUCUAAACCAGGGUUUCCCAAACUUGGGCCUCCAGCUGUUUCUAGACUACAGUUCCCAUCAUUCCUGACAGCUAGGGAUGAUGGGAGUUGUAGUCCAAAAACAGCAGGAGACCCAAGUUUGGGAAAUCCUGCUCUAAACUAACCCUUUCUUCAUUGGGGAGUCGUUCCAUCCCCUUUUUUUCAUUUUGGUUUGCCCUUCUCGGAACCUUUUCCAACCCUGCAGCAUCCUUUUUGAGGAUAUUUCUUAAUUCAUUUUCUGAUGCAUUUGUUUAUAUUUGUUUUGUGCUGGAACGGCUCAGUUUAAAUGUUGCAAUCGAACUUCCUUUUCUAGAGCUGCUCUUAACGAUCCUUGGAAACUUGCCUGGCACGAUAUAUGUAUUUUUCUAGAGCUGAUGACCCUAGCCCUGAACCACCCCUUGUGUUCAUUAUUGACAGAAAUCAAAAGGAGCUGUAAGGCUCAUUGUCCCUCUCAAAUUGCUGGCCUGCUUUUUUCAGCUGGAGGCACUUGAUGCCGUUUUGAGCAGAAGUGUUGGAAGAAGAGUCGCAUAGUGAUGGGGAGCUGAAUCGCUGCCAGUUCCCAUCACUUCAGGUCCUUGACAAAAGUUCCUUUCUCUCCCUAUUUUUUUAGACCACCUACAGGCUUCCAGGCUUUUAUCCAUAUGCCCUUUUCUUGGUUGGGUUGAAACACUUCAUUUGCACCCAUUGUAUGGCCUUUGCCUCUCUUAACAUUUUCUAAUAUUACAAUGGAAGUGUUUUUAGGGGGCAACAUGAGAUUAGCAAAGUUUCAGAUAUUUGGGGGGGGGGGGCAGGGGAAAAUUUUGCAGAGGAAGAAAAAUUAUCCCGUUCAAAUUCACAUUUAAUUUUGGGGGGUAUCAUGAUAGCCGUUUUGCUCAACAUCACAUUUUUAAGCCAGCCCCUUGCCCCAAAACAAAAUAUAAAACUUAGAGGUGCCAACGAAGAAAGAUCAGUCUAGGCUGCUACCCUAUAUCAAGUAAGCCCAUUAAACCGAAUGGGACUCAUCUGUGAGAGGAUGUAUAUGGGAUUCUGCUGUUCGUUGAUUAAUUUUCUUUCUUUUAAAGGAAUAUUACAAUUUUUUCAAUAUAAUACACAAAAGUUGGCAAGCAUUGUUUGGGUGAACUUGAUAUUUCCCUUUUUUUCAUUACAUGUUACGGCAACACACCAAAAUACCAUCCUAUUAAAUCAACCUGUUUUUCAUCCUCAUCUCCGCUAUGUAAAACUGGCUUCUACCAAUUAAAUCAAAAGCUUCAGUUGAUCGACCUAUUAAGAUUAGCUUGCAGGGUAGGCAGCAGAGAUCACGGCACUUUCAGGAGGGCGUAUCUUCUAGGUAUCGUCUAGCAAGUUCAAUGUGCCAAAAUGAUAUACGAAAAAUAGAUGUGGGCAUGGCGGGUUUGCAUUUUGGGUUAGGUGGACACGGCAGGGGUGAACAGAAUAGCAUAGGGCUAACAAAGGACUGGAGAUGGUGAAAGGGAGAGCAACGGCUCAUUUUGAAAAAGAGGCUCUGAGAUCCAGUUUGCCAGAAAUCCACACGCGGAACCAUAAGAAGAGUCUUUCUGAAUCAGACCUAAGAUCCAUCUAGUCCAGGAUCCUGGGACAGGGUUGUAGCUCCCUGGAAGCAUCUGCUUUUUCAUGCAGAAGCUCUCACAUUUAUUAUUUUAUUAUUAUUAUUAUUAAUAUUAUUAUUAUUAUUAAUUUAUACCCAGCCCAUCUGGCUGGGUUGCCCAAGCCACUCUGGGUGGCUCCCGACACAUAAAAACAUAAUAAAACAUCAAACAUUAAUAAUAACAGUCUGAUUCAAUACAAAAAAAGUUCAAACUCAAAGGCUGGGAAUAGUUCUGAAGACAGUACUAUGGACCAAUGGUCUGUCUUGGUGUAAGGCAACUUCCUGUGUUCUUGUUCUCACAGUGGCCAGGCCAACCACAAGUGCCUAUGGGAUGCCCACAAACAGGACUUGAGGGCCACGGGACUUUUCCUACUUAACGACUGGUAAAGUAAAGGUAAAGGGACCCCUGACCAUUAGGUCCAGUCGUGACCGACUCUGGGGUUGCGGCGCUCAUCUCGCUUUACUGGCUGAGGGAGCCGGCGUACAGCUUCCAGGUCAUGUGGCCAGCAUGACUAAGCCAUUUCUGGAGAACCAGAGCAGCACACAGAAACACCGUUUACCUUCCUGCCGGAGCAGUACCUAUUUAUCUACUUGCACUUUGACAUGCUUUCGAACUGCUAGGUUGGCAGGAGCAGGGACCGAGCAACGAGAGCUCACCCCGUCGCGGGGAUUCGAACAGCCGACCUUCUGAUCGGCAAGCCCUAGGCUCUGUGGUUUAACCCAUGGCUUCAAGAAGUUGCAAGAAGGGAGAUUCCAACUAAACAUCACGAAGAACUUUCCAACAGUAAUAGCUGUCCGAUAGUGGAAUGGGCUCCCUCAGAAGGUUGUGGACUCUCCUUCCUUGGGGAUUUUUAAGCAGAGAUUGGGUGGCCAUCUGUCAUGGAUGCUUUAGCUGAGAUUCCUGCAUGGCAGGGGGUUGGACUAGAUGACCCUUGGGUCCCUUCCAACUCUAUAAUUCUAUGGUUCUACUGCCUCCAACAAUGGAGAUGGAGUGCAGCUAUCAUGACGAGUAGCCAUUGAGCUAGUGUUGUCUCUGUUAUCCUUCAUUCAAAGGUGACCUCAACAGCAAGAGAAAUGUAAUCUGUACACGCCCGGGGAGUUGCAAAAUGCCUACCAAAAAGAUGAGGCAUGGUUUGUGGAGAUAAUAUGAGGAGAGGGUGAAGUAAGAGCUCUUUCUUCUGGUUUCCUCCUCCCUCUGGCCUGCCUGCCGGUUAUCCAAACAGCAGCCAACGAGCACACACAGAACAAAGGCCCCAAAACAAAAUGCACAACAUUGUAUUGAUUUUCUUCAAGCUUCGCUCCCUGUUGAGCAAAAGCCAAAUUGUGUCCCAGUCAGGCGCAGCCACAGCCAGUCUCAUUGUCAAAUGGAAAAGCAUUUUCUCUCACUUCAUGCCUCUCCUCGUGACUGUUUUAAGCGUCUGCAAACUAUCCCAGUCUCCUUUGUUUGUGUGUGCUGUUUCCUUUUGUAUUUUUUUUUCCAAUUAUUAUUCCAAAUCAAAACAAGUUAGCCUUUCUCCAGUUCUCUUGGCUAGGGUUUUGUUGCUCACCAAAUGCGUAAGAAGCUUGGGUGCUCAGAAGUGAAAGGGAGGAGGGAACAUGGCCUGCCCACGCAAAGCUGUUGUCGCCUUGCAAGUGAUCCACCAAGCUGAAUAUAGCCCAGAAGCUCACCAAAGACAUUCAUCAAGUGCCUUAGAAGAUAGGAAGCUGCCUUAAAUUCAGCUAGAGCGUGUUGCCGAUAACGCCAAGGUUGCAGGUUUGAUCCCCGUAAGGGACAGCUGCAUAUUCCUGCUGUCACGGUCCGGUUCAUGGGCGAUCGAAGUCCCGGCAGGGGACGUCAGGACCAGGGGCAAGAUGGCGGGGUGGGAGCAGGAAGAGGGGUCCAGAAGCCAGGAGUCAGGAAGUCCGAGGGUCAGAGAGCCGGGAGUCACAAAGUCAAGGGUCCGAGGAUCAAGAAGCAGGGAGUCAAGAAGCUGAGGUUCAAGGAUCAGGAAGCAAGAAGCCAAACACAGCAAGGCAGGAAACAUGUUGCUGUGGCAAAGAGCCGAAGGGAAAUGCUGACCUUAUAUCCCUUCCCAGCUCUUGCCACCAGGUGCUGUGAGUUACCAAUCAGCCACACCUGUGAGGCUGUGCCUUGCCUCUUCAGAACAAACUUAGGAAGGCCCCAGUCCUGCAGAGUCCUGUUGGUCACAAGGCCUGGCUCCUGCACGCACUCCUGACACCUGCAUUGCAAGGGGUUGGACCAGAUGACCCAACUCUAUGAAUCUAUGAGUCAGGCCAUUGGUCAAUCUAGUAGAGGGAACCUCAAGGCUGGGCUGCGGUGGGGUCAAAUGCAACCCUCUAUCUGGCCCUUGGCUCCCCAGGCUGCAUCCCCUCCUCAACCAGACACCCCAUCAGCCCUAUUUCAUACCUUUCCAGAGGGUUUUUUUUUCCUGGCUGGAAAGUGUCCUUGAAUUCUGAUAAUGCUUCUUGAUUGCCUGGGUGGAAGACAUAGGUGUGUGUGUAGAAGCUGGUUACUGUACCACUUUUGCCUCUAGUCUCACCAACCACUGACAUUUGGACCAGUUUGAAAUGUGGCCUCUGUCUGGGGAAAAAAGAUUUUCCCACCCCUCAUCUAUCCCAAAAUAUAUCACGGCCCAAAUACUUCAAAAAGUGCCUCUCCAGUAUGUUCCAGCCUGACCAUUGAGAUCGUCAGAGGGGAACCUUCUUAGGGUGCUAUCAUAUAGUGAUGACGAGACUUCCCAGUUGGCGCCAUCGAUAAUGGCGGAUUCCCUCUGAGUCUCUGAGGGACCAGCUCCGCGGGAUCGGGUCUGACCGCUGCGGCGAAGCGGGGACCCUUUAAAAAUCACAGGCGGGUGAAGCCUGUGAACGUGGGGACUCGGCGGGCACCUUUUGCGCCCCCCCCCAAAACUGCGAAGGGACUUUUUUCUUUUUUUGUUUUUGUUUUGUAGUAUCUUGAAAAUCUUAAUAAAUAUCUUUUUUUUAAAAAAAAAUAUCAUAUAGUGAUGAUGGAGAGCCUUCUCAGUUGUGGCACCCUCCCUGUGGAACUCUCUGCCACUGGAGGUCCAUCAGCUCUCUUCAGUUUCAUCGUGCCAAAGCUAUGCCUCUGCACUCUGGCCUAGAGGCCUUCCUGGCACAUGUCACCAGUUCGUUUCAGGAAAAUUCAGUUUGUAUGGGAUCGUUUAUGUCUUGCUGUUUUAAGGCAGAAGUGUUUCGAUUUUAUUUUGCUCUUCAUGUAUUUGACAGCCUGGGACAUGAGGACCAGGCCACCGUGAUCCAGGACCCUCUGUUUAGUGUGCAGUGGACCUGUAGGGUGAACUGUCAGAAGCCCCUAGAAUGCUGUACAUAACCCAGAGGUGGUGUGGUCCCUGGAGUCCCAGCUGGUUCGCAAAAACAAUCUCCUUGUCAGCCUUUUAAAAAGAGCCCUCUUCUAUCUAUUCAGAAUAAUCUCUUUCCCUGCACAAUUUGGGAGGGUGUGGGAGCGAUCCACUCUGGGCGCUCAAGGUUUACUGCAUUUCCUUUUUUUCCUGGCUCCCAGUGAAUUGUUUCUUCCCGUAUUUCCACCACCUUCUCUCCCAUUAAAAAAGGGGCAGGAUUUGUUCUCUCGGCUCCACUUCUCCGCCCCGCAAAUUCCUUAUGCAAUGGAGAGGCAGGGCCGCCUUGGGAAUUUGCUCAUGUCCUCCCCCUGGAAUCUGGGAGUUCUAAACCUGUUCUUCCAGCAAAACAAACAAACACCCUGAACCUCUAGCGCCAUUUUAAGGCUCACAGAUUUGUAACUGAUUUACGGUAAAUGUUAAGCCUCUAAGGUGCCACAGCAUUUGUUGUUUUCACUGCAGUACUAUAGGACGCAGUACUAACAGAGCUUCCCCUCUGGAAUUUGUUCUCCCAGAUCUGCUUUUAUUAGUUGCAGUCGUUUCACCAGCCUAGCAAAGCAUAUUGUCAGCAAGCAAUUGCCAGCAAUUCCCCAGUGGUCCCUUUCCUGAGUUUUCAGUAUUUUGUUGCAAACGUGCAUAUUGCACAACAUCACGGGAGCUGAAAAUGCUGGUCUUUAUACCGGGAUGAAUUAUUUCAAGUCUCUAAAUAGCUUUCUGCUUGCCUGCAGCAGUACAGUACUCCUAGGAUUGGCACAUGUCAGCAGAGCCAGCUGAAGCUUGAACUGAAAGUUACUAUGCCAUAAUCAAGAUAGAUUCAGAUUCUGUAGCUUAGAAUCAUCGAAUUGCAGCGUUGGAAGGGACCCCAGUGGUCAUCAAGUCCAGCCCCUGCAAAUGCAGGAAUCCUGCCCAUAGCUGUCCCGCGGGCGGGCAGGCGGGCGGGGACUCAAACCACCCUUCUGAUUAACAGCCAGAUGUACUGACUGACGCAUUGUGCCACUGGAGUCUCUCUGAAAUAUGACCCAUGUGCUUCUCACUUGUAAAAGUAGGAAGUUGAAGACUUAGAAAUACUGUGGUUUUCAGUUUGUGAUCGAGUUGCCUUACACAGAGUCAGGUACAUAGAACAAGGGUCUUUAACCUCUCUGUUCAUGCACAGAGGCCUUCCAAAGUUUGGACAGAGGUCUUUCCCAGUGUUGCUACUUAAGAUCCUUUUAAUUGAAGAUUUGGACCUUCUUUUUGCAAAGCACACAUUCUGUGGCCUUGGAGCAUAGGCAAAAAUGUCAGGCCAUUGGUUCAUCUUGCUGGGUUGGAUAGUUCAGAAAUGUAUGUGAAGAAUGUGCUCUUUUCUUCCAAAUGGUGGUCUGCUGCCAUAUUCUUGUGGGUGUUUUACAACACCCCUGGAAAAAAGUCAGGCAUUUCAUAGACCGGUUAUUAGAACUGAAAGAGGGUGAAUUGUUGAAGAACACACAGUGAGUCUGGGCCAAUUCUCUAUGUACUUUAUCCACAAUCAUUUCUUUCUCUCAUUAGAAGCAUGUCACCAUCUCUCAGCUUCAUGUUCCCAGUUGUAGUAUGGGAAUGACCAUCAGUUUUGCAGCAUUAAGAAGACUGUACAGCUACACAUUCACAGUGUGUCCUCCUUGGACAACUGACCAUCUUUCACAGCCUUUUACUCAUUGCAUGUUCACAUCAAAAUACAGUGUGGUACCUAGUUAUGACUAUUUUUCAAAGAGCAUUAUAGUAUCUUUUGAGCAUCAAUAAAUAUGUGUAGUACUCUGCAGUAGGUACCCUUCACUGGGAUAAGAGAGUGGUUGUUCUGAAGCAGCAAGCUAUCAGUAACUUAUAGCAUCUUAUUAUACACAUUGUUUGAAAUCAGAUGUAGUAUAAACAUUGCUUGAAAAGUUCCAUUGGAAAAAAGAAACUACCGUAUUUUUUGCUCUAUAAGACUCACUUUUUCCCUCCUAAAAAGUAAGGGGAAAUGUGUGUGUCUUAUGGAGCAAAUGCAGGCUCCGCAGCUAUCCCAGAAGCCAGAACAGCAAGAGGGAUUGCUGCUUUCACUGCGCAGUGAUCCCUCUUGCUGUUCUGGCUUCUGAGAUUCAGAAUAUUUUUUUCUUGUUUUUCUCCUCCAAAAACUAGGUGCGUCUUGUAGUCUGGUGCGUCUUAUAGAGCGAAAAAUACGGUAGUUCAACUUUAUCCCGUCCAAAAAGGUACUAGUUCAUUUGUCCUUUUACAAAAUAAUUUAGUUCAAGUUCAUAAAAAGUUUAUCCUUGGCAAAACAAAAAGAGUGUUCAGAAUGUUACAAGCUGAAAUAUAGGGUCCAAAUGGAAGCCAGGGAGCACACAUAAGUAGUAAAGUGUCUGACAGACAGAAUGUCAACAGGUGAAGUUUUCCUCAUAAAUGUAUUUCCAUACUAGGUUUACCUUACAGUGGUUACAUAUGCUUCAGGUUACAUACGCUUCAGGUUACAGACUCCGCUAACCCAGAAAUAGUGCUUCAGGUUAAGAACUUUGUUUCAGGAUGAGAACAGAAAUCGUGCUCUGGCGGCGCGGCAGCAGCAGGAGGCCCCAUUAGCUAAACUGGUGCUUCAGGUUAAGAACAGUUUCAGGUUACCGUAUUUUUCGCCCUAUAGGACGCACCGGCCCAUAGGACGCACCUAGUUUUUUUGGGGGGAAAUAAAGGGGAAAAAAUUUACCCCCCCCCCAGCUGCGGAUAUCUGCCCGAAGCGCGGGGCGCUCUGCUUCAGCGCGCCCUGCGCUCCGGGCAAGCAGGCUGCUAUCCGCAGCCUAGGGAGCCCUGUGGGAACUCCCGCGGGCUCCCCAGGCUUGCUGAUAGCUUCCUGAAGCCUGGAGAGUGAGAGGGGUCGGUGCGCACCGAUCCCUCUCGCUCUCCACGCUUCAGCGAAAGCCUGCAUUCGCCCCAUAGGACACACACAGAUUUCCCCUUCAUUUUUGGAGGGGAAAAAGUGUGUCCUGUAGGGUGAAAAAUACGGUAAGUAUGGACCUCUGGAACGAAUUAAGUACUUAACCUGAGGUACCACUGUAUUUGUAAUUUGUGGCAGCCACACAGCUGUUAAAGGCACAAUGCAACAUUUUCUUUGUUGUUGUAGUUCUUCCUACAAGAUACUCCUUUUGGAAGAGAGCAGAUAUUUUCAGCAAGGAAGAUACACGAAAAGCCUCUUUUUCCUUCUAAUUGCUUAGCCAUAUUAAUUGACUAAGCAUCCUUAGAAGCAACAACAGCUCCAUAUCUGCCUGAUAAGCCUUAGAACAUUGUCUCCACACUUUGCUUUCUAACUUUGUCCAAGUGACUUAGCUUUCUUUCCCUUUCUUUUUCUCAAUUUAAAAGAAAGAGUCUGGGCCUCCUUUGCGGGGCUGUGAAGAUGAACUAGAAAUCAUUCCAUGUUCUACCUCCCAGAUUAAUUCACCUGGUAAUUAUGGGAACUACUUUCAGGUGUAGUGCAAUUAAUUUUGUUCAACUGAAGUAGUUCAUUCCAAGCGCUGAAUAGGCAUGAUGAGCAUCACCACUGUAAUUUUUAAAAUUUGUAUACUGCCCUUCAUCCGCAGAUCCCAGGGUGGUUCACAGCAUAAAAAUACAAUAUAAUACAUAUGAACGAUGCAGGUAAGAAAUAGGAAAACUAUGGUGCACACAGACUAUAUUGUAGCAUUUGAACAGAGCACUCUGUGAACUAAACUUUGCACUUUUAUUUUUAGUGAAAUGCUCAAUCACUCUAGAAACAUAUUUUAAUGAGCACCCAUUCCCCCCACUAUACAUAGGAGACUAGUGAAACUGCAGGAAACGACCAUGCAGAUCCUAGCCAGGAGAAUGGAAAGAAACCUAACAAAUCCCAGCAGCUGAAGAAAGUUUUUAAGGAAUAUGGAGCUGUGGGAGUUGUAUUCCAUGUUGGGAUUUCUUUGAUGUCUCUAGGAAUGUUCUAUCUAGCCGUGUCAAGGUAUGUUUUCCAUACUAUUUGUAAUUGGGUUUGGUGUGGCAAGGACUUGAUACAAUGUCACAUAUAACAUGGGAUAAAUAUUUAUGGCUGUUGGAUAUAAAAAUUGAUUUGCUGGAUCAAAGAGAGAUCCAUCCAGUCCAGCAUUUGGUUUCCAACAACAGCCAGCAAGAUCCCUGUAGAAGUUUUUUAGCAUGGAAUUAAGAUGCCCAUUUCUUGUAGUUUGUCCCCAGCAUUCAACAUUCAAGAGACACUCAAGGCUGUGUCCAGCUAACUUUCACCCAGAGUGGAACCACUUAAAUUAAUGAACCUAAGUUAGUUAUGCUCAUUUUCAGUGGGUCUACUCUAAGUAAGACCUUCAUUAGCUAUAACCCACUGCUUUUUGGAUAUUAUGCAUACCCAUUGAUUCCCCUCCCCCAUGCAGAGAAUCUCCAUAUAGUUGUCAUUUUUAAAGCCAUCUAAGCCUCCCUAAGAGGUAGAUUUGUUGAUCAGCCCCUUUACAUGUUCCUCACCUGUAAAGUAUGACUUUGAUCAGGUCUUUGUAAUAGUUGUACUGGCCAACUUGUAUGUGAAGAGAAGCAACUCAGGUAUAAAAUUGUACUUUGAAUACAAAUUGGGUCCAGCUCCUAAGCCACCACUUUGUAGUGCCUCCACUUGAUGGACCUUGGAGUUGAUACGACACAUCUGAAGUCUGCCCAUACUAGAUCUAAACUGAUGCCCAUCAUGAAAUAUUGCAGUAGCAAAAAAACACUUUGGAAAAUCCAUGCUUGUUUUUGUAAUGUUACUAAGCUAAGUUGUGGUUUGUUUUCACCCCCUUUUAGUGGAGUGGACAUGACUGCUAUCCUCUUCAAGUUGGGAUUUGAUGACGCUCUUGUGCAAUCCAAGUUGGCCGCUGGGACGAGUACUUUUGUUUUGGCCUACGCUAUCCACAAACUGUUUGCUCCAGUCCGCAUCAGCAUCACCUUAGUCUCUGUGCCAUUACUUGUGCGAUAUUUUCGGAAGAUAGGUUUCUUCAAACCUCCGACUCCAAAUCCAUGAUUAAAUCACUGGAGGAAAACAAGGCUGCCACCUCAGUUAAUAUAAAAUAUAAAAUGUUUUUAAAUUGCUGCACCCUGGUGGUGCCUGUGCAGAUUCCUGUAAUACCAUCUUUGCAUUGUGUAUUCAUGGUGGAGGGAGGGGAAGUGUUUUUUUCCUGAUAAACUACUUCACAAAUACUGAUUACCUAUGUUUCUUCCUCAAGUCCUGUGCCAGCCCAGAGAGGCAGAUGUUCUAAUAGCAAUUAUAUGGGUACUUCUAGGAAGAUAGGAAACUGCCUUAUUAUAGUAACUUAGGCCAUUGCCCAGUAUUGUCUGUUUGGACCAGCAGUGCCUCUAAGACAGAAGUCUUUUACCUCACUUUCUAGCUGCUUUUAACUGGAGUUGCCAGGGGUUGAUCUUGAAACCUUCUGCAAGAAAAGCAUAUACUGAUACAGUUGAACUUUGGUUCCUCUCCAUAUACAGAUAUCUGUAUAAGCUUUCUGGUAUAAGCUUUGUGGACUAAAACCUCAUCUCAUUAAAUGCAUGACAUAUCCAUAUACAUAUAAACACAUAUGCAUUCACACAUAAAUGCAAAUAGGAGAUGGCAUACAUCUAACAAAGUGGGUUUUAAUCCACAAAUGUGUGUAUAUAUGCAUAUGUGUGUGCACAAACACAUGCAAAGAUGGAAAAUUUAAUACAGGGGUCACCAACCCACGGUCCGGGGGCCAGAUAAGGCCUGAGGGACUCGUUUAUGCAGCCCGCAGGAACCCCCUUCCGGGUCGGAGCAGCACCGGAAAUAGCUUGUGUGCAUGCGCAUGGGCCUCCUCCAACCCGUAUGUGCACCGGAAAUAGCGUUUGUGCACACAUACGGGUGCGCACUCCCCCACCCUCUGUGCAGUCGUCGCUGGAGACACCGGCCCAAGGCAAGGAAAGCUUGGAGACCCCUGAUUUAAGAUGUCUGAGGACUAUAAUUCUAAUAGCAAACUCUAGUGUUUAGUGCCAACAUGAGUGUAGGCUAGAAUGGGCUGCUAGGUAAUGAGGUAUCAUGCCUGGAGGAAUUCCAGGGUUUUCAGAAAUACAAGAAUUUGUAAAAAUCUGAAGGUCAAUAAAACUGGGCCUAGGCAGUAGCCACAUAAUGUUGCCUGUCAACUGAAAAAGACUAGGGUAAGGGGCAGUGGAUCACCCUAUUUAAAGGGAAGGACUGGAAGGAAUGCUGAACUGGUAUACUCUUCAGGUGAACUGACUGUUACCAAUAAUUGUAUUGCCUUCGAUGAUGGGUUUGUUUGCAUUUGUAUCAGGUACUUCUCUUUCUCAGGUGUUCUCCCACUUGACCAAGUCUAAUAUUCUAUAUUGCCAUCACUAGUAAUAGUCAAUGAUAAAUUUAUCCUCCAUCAAUUUGUCACCCUUUUAACAGCCAUCACAUUAUAUGGUAGCAAAAUCCGUGAUUAGUUCUCUGUUGCAUGAGGAACUGCUUUUGUCUGUCCUGGAUAUGCUGCUAAUCUACAGCAGUUGAGGCACUGAAAAGUCAGAUUUGUUGGCAGGCCAUUCUAGUGGACCCAAACACUACAGAAAUCGACCAAGAAUUGCCAUAUUCAUUUGUUGUUUUCCAGGCCCAUAUGAAACAAACCAGACACAGGACCCACAAAUGUUUCAACUCAUACCUUUUAUAAUAGCCUCACACCCUUGCACACGGAUUGUAGGAAUGCCUCAGUGAGAUAUGAAACUUGUUGCUAAUGACAAUUUAAAAAAUCAAAUGCCUUCAUUUCUGCAAUGCAUCUGCCUCUUUAAUAUUUUAAAAUUUAGGCUAAAAAUCAGUUAACAAGUUCAUCCCCAAAUUUAAGUCCUUGCAGAAAUAAAUCCAAAUCACUUCCAAUUACAGUGGUACUUCGAGUUAAGAACUUAAUUCGUUCCAGAGGUCCAUUCUUAACCUGAGGUGUGCUUUUGAUAAUGGGGCCUCCCGCUGGCACACAAUUUUCGUAACUCAAAGUGUCUGUAACCCGAGGUACCACUGUAAAUUUAUGAAACCAUAUUCAAAUAAUCCCAACAAUAAGUUUUAUUAUUUGCGCCACUUAAGUAAAGAUGUUUAACCCUAUAGCUUUAAAGAAGUCUCUCUUCCCCCUCUAAUACGGUUUUAAUAAUCAAGAACACUAGUUCUGUCUUGAUUUUCAAGACUAGUUCAACUAGUAUUUAUUCCACCUGGACAUUUAAGCAGUACAUUCUUCAAGUUACUGUUAAGUCAGGAAUAGGGAAAAUCCACCUUGCAGGCCCAACACUAUUCCCAAUUUGGCAUGAGGCCAAUUUCCCCAAAUGCCCACCUGCCCCACACCUCAUGUGAUGUCAGAUGUGGGAUACGUAGAGAUACAACUGGGUUGACUUACAAGCGAGUUCCUAGUGGAGAAUGCCAGGUGAUUGACAGGUGGAUCAGCCCAUGGGGCUGGGAACCAAUAAGGAUCUGGCCUGUUAGGCCAGAAAGGUUCCCUGCCCUGGCAUAGGCAGAUGUAAAAAAUCCAGAACAGAUUUAAGUAUUCAAAGGCAACUUCAAGUAAGGUAUGCAGAAUCAGUGUCAGAUUGCAUUUUGUAAUGGAUCUUUGCUAGCCAGUAAGCAUAGUUGUAUUAUUGGCAGAUUUGGUACACCAAUCAGAAUGUGUGGGUGCUUAGAAGGACCACUAAACUGACCAUUUUGGUAGCAUAAAGAAGAAGUCUUGUUAUAAAAAUCUUUAUUUAAAACUUAAAGGAAAAGAACAACUAAACAAUACAGUUACACUCAAAGAUGGAUUCCAUUCAUUGCACAUGUGUUUCGGAUGUUAUCUUGUGAGGACAUGCUGCUUCAUAAACUGCUUCAUAUUGCACAAU